Molecule: messenger RNA, 2175 nt
Organism: Bactrocera dorsalis (oriental fruit fly)
Lineage: Eukaryota; Metazoa; Arthropoda; Insecta; Diptera; Tephritidae
Gene: lic
Product: dual specificity mitogen-activated protein kinase kinase 6
Exons: 5
Coding region: 530-1522 (330 amino acids)
Biological process (GO): protein phosphorylation; stress-activated MAPK cascade
Molecular function (GO): ATP binding; MAP kinase kinase activity
Source: RefSeq, a predicted model, not a curated record
CAGCAGUCAAGCAGAUAUCGAACGAGACAACGAAACGAAAAACGAGAAAAUUUUGCAAGAUUUUAUUUGAUAGGAACCGAGAAUCGGCGAAAAAAUUGGAAAAGGAUAAGUUUAAGAAAUACUGAUCGGUUUAUAUUGGCGGCAAAUUUUUAAUGAAAAUAUAAUAAUAAAGUGUGUCGAAUAUUUGCACUUUAAAAUGUUUUAGAAAAUAUUACCAAAUUAGGAGAAAAGUGACAUUUGGGGUAAGUUAAUGUGUUGCGAGCGCGAGCCCACACGAAACGAGGUAGAAAGCCAAUCAGAAAAUAAUAGGUAAAUGUGUAUGGAGCCGCGAAAAUUCCAAAUUUGGGAAAACUCAAAAUAGGCUUAGGACGGUAAAACUUCAAAAAAUACCACAAAAGAAAUUGUUGGAAGUCAAAAAGUUCAACCAAAACUCGCAUAAGGUCGGAAAAGGUCGAUUGAGCAGAAAUUCCUACAUCCUUGGUAAAAAUUAUUUCGCACCUGUACGCCGUAAUCGUUUAUAACUUAAAAAAUGGCUGGAAGGCAAAGACCCGGUUUCAAAUUCGUUAUCCAAAAGGAACCCGAGCCGGAAAUUAUGCCGCCAAGAAAUUUAGACUCGAGUGCUACAAUUAAUAUAGGUAAUCAACAAUUCGAAAUCAAUGCAGACAGCUUGGAAAAGAUUGCCGAUUUGGGGCGUGGAGCUUAUGGUAUUGUGGAAAAAAUGAGGCAUGAACAGACAGGCACGGUAAUGGCUGUGAAACGCAUAACAGCGACAGUAAACCGAAAUGAACAGAAACGCUUACUUAUGGACUUGGACAUAUCCAUGCGUUCAAGCGACUGCCCGUACACAGUGCAUUUUUAUGGUGCACUUUUCCGAGAAGGUGACGUUUGGAUUUGUAUGGAAGUAAUGGAUACAAGCUUGGAUAAAUUUUACCCAAAGGUGUUUAGAAACAAUCUAACCAUGGAAGAAAGUGUGCUGGGCAAAAUUGCCAUGUCGGUGGUAAAUGCGUUGCAUUAUCUGCAUGCACAACUAAAAGUUAUACAUCGCGAUGUAAAGCCAUCAAACAUUUUGAUCAACCGGAGUGGUGAAGUAAAAAUGUGCGAUUUUGGUAUUUCAGGUUACUUGGUUGAUUCUGUUGCAAAAACGAUUGAUGCUGGAUGUAAACCAUACAUGGCACCCGAGCGCAUCGAUCCACAAGGCAAUCCUGCUCAAUAUGAUAUACGCUCUGAUGUCUGGUCGCUGGGUAUCAGUAUGAUUGAAAUGGCAACCGGCAGAUUUCCAUACAAUCACUGGACUACACCAUUUGAACAACUGAAACAGGUGGUGAAUGAGAGUCCACCGCGUCUCGAACCUGGUAAAUUUUCACCCCAAUUCGAAGACUUUAUAGUGAAGUGCUUGCAGAAAAAUUACAAAGCACGUCCCAAUUACGAACAGCUGCUGAAACACGAAUUCAUUGAGGAACACAUAGAACGCGACACGGAUAUUUCGGAAUUUGUGUCCAGAAUACUGGAUUUGCCGGAGUAAUGGGUUCGUACAUUGGCUACUUCCUUACAGAACUGUAAAAUAUUAAUUAUUGAAGAAAAAAUGCAAAUAGUGGUUAAGUAAACGAUUUAUAAUAAACAGUUAACUUUCCUAUAAACGCUUUAAAGAAAUUUAGCGCAGUGAGUUAAAAAAUAUAUAAGGCUUACAUUACGAAAUGAAAAAAACGAUACUUACUAAUAAUGCCUUAGAAACAAGUGUAUCAGUUGUUACAUUAUGUAAGACUUGAAGAUAUAAUUGUUACAUAGUAUUUUGAAAACUGUUGUCUUAUAAAGAGAAAAAACAUACAUGUUUUAUAAAAACAAAAUGCGUAAUGAUGAGAGAUUUGUCAUUCGAACACCAAUAACAUAUUAUUAAUAAAAAUAUAAAGAUCUAUGAAUAUUUUAAAUUCAAUCUUGGAGAAUUAAGUGUGCCUAUUUAGAUUUUAAUAAAAAAUUGUUAAUCAUGCCGUAAUAAAAACGCAUAAAAUACUACAAGUACAUAUAUGCUGAAAAUAAAAAUAAUAUCGAAGCAAAUAAUCAAAAAAAAAAAUACCUACAUAUUUACGAAAGAAAGAUGUAAUGUGGUAAAAUAAUACUAAGCGCAUAAAUUCAUGAAAAACUGAAAUAAAAUGUGUGCUAAUCGCCUCAAACACUGUA